Erigeron canadensis is the source of this 1934-nucleotide messenger RNA. Its product is annotated as xylose isomerase. The transcript is spliced from 21 exons. Gene Ontology annotation, biological process: carbohydrate metabolic process. The record is from RefSeq and is a predicted model, not a curated record. Gene Ontology annotation, molecular function: xylose isomerase activity. Lineage: Eukaryota; Viridiplantae; Streptophyta; Magnoliopsida; Asterales; Asteraceae. Bases 134 to 1582 code for a protein of 482 amino acids.
AAUAAACUUGAUCAUCUUCUAAACAUUACUUAUCCAAAUUAUGCUCUGCUAAAUUAAAUAUAGAUAUUAAAGUCUAAUUAUUCAAAACCUUCACACUAAUUUCCAAAAUCUUUUUAUCUCAGGUCUGAAUGAGAUGAUAAAUAUGAAAGCUGGGAAGUUGUUACUGUUUCUUUUUUGUUUCAUUGUGAUCUGUAAUAUUGUGAAAUGUGAACCUCCACCUACUUGUCCUGCUGAUGAUCUUGGUAGUGAUUGUGGUUCGGAUUCCGGUGAAUGGGAAGGUGAAUUUUUCCCUGGUAUACCCAAAAUUAAAUAUGAGGGACCGACGAGCAAGAAUCAUCUUGCAUACAAAUGGUACAAUGCCAAUGAGGAGAUUCUCGGCAAGAGAAUGAAGGAUUGGAUGCGAUUUAGUGUUGCUUUUUGGCACACGUUCCGUGGUACAGGAGGUGACCCUUUUGGUGCGGCUACUAAAAUGUGGCCAUGGGAAGAUGGUACUAAUUCAUUAGCCAUGGCUAAACGAAGAAUGAGGGCGAAUUUUGAGUUCCUAGAAAAGCUUGGAGUUGAUAGGUGGUGUUUUCACGAUAGAGACAUCGCUCCGGAUGGUAAAACGUUGGAGGAAACUAAUGCAAAUCUUGAUGAAGUUGUAGCUCUUGCGAAAGAACUCCAGGGAACCAAAAUCCGCCCUUUAUGGGGUACGGCUCAGCUGUUCCUGCAUCCCCGCUAUAUGCACGGUGGUGCCACCAGCCCUGAAAUUGGAGUCUAUGCAUAUGCUGCGGCUCAGGUUAAGAAAGCAAUAGAGGUUACGCAUUAUCUCGGGGGUGAAAAUUAUGUCUUUUGGGGUGGUCGUGAGGGUUAUCAGACUCUUCUAAACACUGAUAUGGAGAGAGAACUUGAUCACAUGGCGCGGUUUUUUGAAGCUGCUGUAGCUUAUAAAAAGAAGAUUGGAUUCCCUGGAACACUUCUUAUCGAGCCUAAGCCUCAAGAACCCACAAAACAUCAGUAUGAUUGGGAUGCUGCCACAGCAGCCAAUUUCUUACGGAAGUAUGGACUUAUAGAUGAAUUCAAACUGAAUAUUGAAUGCAACCAUGCUACUCUAUCUGGUCACAGUUGUCACCAUGAGCUUGAAACUGCUAGAAUCAAUGGUUUACUGGGUAAUAUUGAUGCCAACACUGGUGACCCUCAAGUAGGUUGGGAUACAGAUCAGUUUUUGAUGGAUGUCAAUGAGGCUACAUUGGUUAUGCUCAGUGUCAUCAGAAAUGGUGGACUUUCACCUGGCGGGUUCAAUUUUGAUGCCAAAUUACGAAGGGAGAGUACUGAUGUUGAGGACUUGUUCAUCGCUCAUAUUGCUGGUAUGGAUACCCUAGCACGUGGUCUCCGUAAUGCUGCAAAGUUAAUUGAGGAUGGUUCUUUGGAUGAGCUUGUUCGCAAGAGAUAUCACAGCUUUGAUUCAGAACUCGGUGCCCAAAUCGAGGCUGGAAAGGCUGAUUUUGAGUUGCUAGAAAAGAAAGCUAUGGAAUGGGGAGAACCCCAUGUUCCGUCUGGCAAACAGGAACUUGCCGAAAUGAUUUUCCAAUCUGCAAUGUAAGUCGAGAGUUUUAAGGUAGAAAGACGUAGUUUUGGUUAGGUCAAGAUAUGAAGUAUUGAAAAUAAAGCAGCAGCAGCAUGAUCGGCUUUCUGUGCAAGAUGUCUGUAUCUAGUGUCUUUAAUGUUGCAAAAGACGUAUGCACUGAAGAUAGUAAUGGUUAAUUUGAGAUAUGUACGUUAGCCUUACGAGUUGUGCAAUUGGUAUUAAUCAACUGUCUAAGUUAUCUAAUAUGUUAAUAGACGAGCUGGAUUACCAGCCCGUGAGCGGUUGGUUUUUCCGGACUGUAUCCAAGAAUAAAAGAGCUAAUAUGGGCAUGGUAAUAGUUAAGUCACUCUUUUAUGGUAGUAACAAA